AUGUCUAACGAAAUUCAGCCCCAGAAAGCUCCGUCCCUCAACCUGCCUAAAGUUCUUUUCGAUCUGGGUAGUCGAACGGACUGGUGGAAUCUGGUUCCUCAUGUCACCGACGUUGUAGCAAACAGAGUCCCAGGAAUGAAUGUAGAGAAGGAUGUAGUUGACAUUCUACGAGACGGCGGAGUCGAUCCGGGCAGACUGAAGGCUUUGAUCCUGAGCCAUUGGCACUUCGAUCAUUCGGGAGACUUGUCAAGACUUGCGCCGACUACGGAUGUGAUUGUUGGACCAGGUUUCAACGACAGAUUCCAGCCGGGUUGGCCAGCAAAUGAAGAUUCUGUGUUCCAUGAGGCAGACUUCAAGGAUAGGAAGGUGAUUGAGCCACCAUUCAGCGAUGACUUCAAAAUCGGUCAAUAUCAAGCACAUGAUUACUUCGGAGAUGGAAGUAUCUACAUCUUGAACGUGCCAGGCCAUACCACAGGCCACAUCUCAGCCCUAGUCCGAACAACACCCGAAACAUUCAUAUUCAUGGGCGGCGACGUCUGCCACUUCACAGGCGUUAUCCGCCCAACGAAAUACAUCCCCAUGCCCUCGAAUAUCCCACCAGAAACCACCCUCGACUCCCGCUUUGGUUCCAAUCGACCAUGCCCAUGCCUAACAUUCACAAAAUGUCACCCAGACCAAUCCAGUUCGCGCACUACACCUUUCUACCAAUGUUCCACAGGCGAACAUUCCUGGUACGACGAUCCGAAAACCGCAAUGGUGUCCAUCCGAGCCCUGUUCGAAUUCGACGCAGAUCCCAACGUGAUUGUGAUUAUUGCUCACGAUAAUGCACCUUUGGUUGUACUAAAGGACAAGAUGUUCCCGAAUGGUGGGGAUAUUAAUGAUUGGAAGGAACAGGGGUACAAGGAGAAACUGCAUUGGGGUUUUGUGAAUGAGUUGCCUGCUGAAGGGGUCCCGCCGAGAGAGACCUUGACGGAUGGGUUGUAUAGGAGUGGCAAGAGGAUUAAGGAUUUGGCGUUCAAUCCUGUUUGAUGGGAAAGGUGGUUGAUCGGGUGAUCGAGAUGAGAUGUUGAUGGGAAAUUUUUGAUCGUAUGUAGACCUCUUCGAAUUCUUGGAUGUGGCUCUUG
Molecule: messenger RNA, 1124 nt
Organism: Pseudocercospora fijiensis CIRAD86
Lineage: Eukaryota; Fungi; Ascomycota; Dothideomycetes; Mycosphaerellales; Mycosphaerellaceae
Exons: 4
Coding region: 1-1029 (342 amino acids)
Source: RefSeq, a predicted model, not a curated record